Molecule: messenger RNA, 3748 nt
Organism: Pelmatolapia mariae (spotted tilapia)
Lineage: Eukaryota; Metazoa; Chordata; Actinopteri; Cichliformes; Cichlidae
Product: thrombomodulin-like
Exons: 1
Coding region: 280-1833 (517 amino acids)
Biological process (GO): cell migration
Cellular component (GO): extracellular matrix; external side of plasma membrane
Molecular function (GO): extracellular matrix protein binding; calcium ion binding; extracellular matrix binding
Source: RefSeq, a predicted model, not a curated record
AAAGUUUGUGAGCGCCUGUUUUGAUGGGCCAGUAUAUUUUUUUUAGAAAAGCUUUUUGGAGAGCGUGGGGGCUGAGCAAUCAGACGGACCCGACUGAACUUCCUUCCUCGCCUGGACCUGAGAGGAGGGGAAAAAAGAAGGAGAAGAGAAAAAACAGGUCGACGCUUUUAUAAACGGGGACUAUGCUCAGCUUUCAGUCGCUGUAUCAGCUUCAGAUCGUCAAACACAGACGUUCACGCCACCGGGGUCACAAUCGGAGGCCUUUUUAAGCUCGGCACCAUGAUUCCAAGAAUGCUUCUUUUCUCUCUGCUUUUCCUCUGUGGGCUGCAGGAAGCUCUCCUCUCUCCGCUCGUACGUUGUUCCAAGAACGCAUUUUGUGCUUUCGACGUUCCCGUGGAUCUUCGAGCCGCCAAAGAAACGUGUGAGAAAUAUUCUGGAAGCUUAUAUCAGUUCAACUCCAAGGAAGAACUUGGUGAUUUAACGACUCUAACCAGACUCAACGGUAAAUACUGGCUGCAGAGCAGCGACAAGACGGCUCCGAACUGCCCCGUGGUCUCCAUGACGGAGGGACAGGGCGCCACAGUGGUGAGGGUUCCGUGUCAAGACCAAAAACUGGACGGAUUUUUCUGCCAGAUGACCAAGUAUUGCAGUCCAUUGAAUGCGUCGCCAGGCACAGCUGUGAACUACACCUUAGAGACCUUUAAGUUCGGUUAUUCGGAGGUUUUUCCACUGGGAACCACGGCUGAAGAACGAAAGCUCGGUGGUAAAUAUCCAGACUCGAAGCACUUGUGCUUCUACGAGUGGCUGAAAGCUCCGUGGAAAUGUGAGGUGAUGGGUGGAGGCUGCGAGCACGAAUGCGAUUCUUCAGUAGCCGGCUGCGUCUGUCCCACCGGGCUCGUCCUCCAUCGCAAUAACGUCUCCUGCUCCAUGGGCGCGUGCACAGAGUGCGCGCAAGGAUCCCAGCGGGAGGGUGACAGCUUCCAGUGCAAGUGCAACAAAGGCCACGACCUGGGCCAGGAGGGGAAGAGCUCCGCGGAGGCGGAUGAAUGUAAGGCAUGCACAGCUGAUCAGAUGUGUGUGAGUACGCGCGAGGGCCACGAGUGCAAGUGCAGAUUUCACGGCUUCGUUUUGGAGGAGGGAGCGUGCCUAAAUCUAACGAUCUGUAAAUCCUGCGAGCACGACUGCGCUAAAGUCAACGGGGAGUACCGGUGUGUGUGCCGGCGCGACUUCAUGGUGUCACCGUCAGACCCCACCAAGUGUAAGCUGAACUGCACCGACAGGGACUGCAGAUGCAUCCCAUCGGGCGGAGGCAGCUGCGAAUGCCUCGAUGGCUACGUUAAAGACAACGUGAACGGCACAGACUUUUGCACAGACAUAGACGAAUGCGAGGCUCAGCGUAUGUGUGACCACGUGUGUGAAAACUUCUUCGGUGGUUACAGGUGUCGCUGCCGCGAAGGCUUCCAGCUGCAGGGCAAUGGCAAGUGCGUGAGCUUGUCCGAGGAGCAGGAGAAAGAAGACGAUGGCUCAGGCUCUUCCUCUCCGAGCGUCACAUCGACCGGCGAGCCGACCAGCGCUCACCCGGCUUCACUGCCCCCCUACAUCAAAACCGGCAGCGUCCUGGGCAUCGCCGUGUUCAUCGUGCUGGUUGGCGGGCUGCUGGUUUUCCUGCUCCGGAACAUCUUUAAACGUUGCGGCAGUCUUGAACUCCCACCCCUCAGACGACCAGAUAUAGAUAUCUUCUAUCUGCAGCAGGUGACCACGGAGACCUACAAGAGGCUGUCCUUCGACAAGCAGUUUAAAAAUGACACCCAGAAACUUGAACUGAACCUGUGAAGUCGCACAGCUGAGCCUUCAUUUCAAGUCAAACGCACUGGUUUCUCCGCGGAGAGGCUUCAUAGCCCAGCACUGCAAUAAAUGGCACACUGUAAAUUUAGAGUAUAAACGCUGCACAUUAAGUUUUCUACAUGGGAGCACAGUUACUGGCCUAUGGUUUGUAUUCCACUAAAACACAUUCUGCUCAGUUUAUGGGGUGGCAUUUGUGCCAAAAUUAUGCUGACAAGCGUGGAGUCAUUUAUUUCUUGUCUACUUUGAGCAAAAUUGUUUUCGCAUGCAGGCUGUUUGUGUUAACCCUCACAGCACCUUUAAUGUUGCGCUCCUGCAUUGUCCAGCAUGUGGGCCCGAUGUGCCGCUUGAGCGUUAUGUCGUUCUUCUAGUUAUUUGUAAAGAAAACAUAUUUUUGAUUUGUAUGUAAUAAUAUCCAGAAUAAGAAUUUAUUUUCAAAAACUGCUCAAACAAAAUCCAGAAAAAUAUACAAAAAAAUUGUUUUCAAUUAAAUAUUAGAUGUAACUGCAAAAAAUGGAAGAAGAUGUCAUGUGAAAAAUCAUCACGCACAGUCUGUUAAAAUAGUGUGGCACAGAUUAAUUCAGGAUUCGAUUCAGAGUUGAAAAGCAGAAACAAAUGCUUCAUCGCAUGUAUUCAGACAUCAUUUUGGCACAGGUGGAAUUACCGACAGUUUGCAGUAAUGUAUAAAUGAUACUAUGAUGGAAGAAAUCUAACAGUAAUGGUACUGAAAAGUUUAUCUAUAGCUAGAGUCCCAUUCCAAACAAGCUCAUAACAGCCAUGCUGUUACAAGGUGAUCCAUCUUAUUGGUCCUCAAGAAAAUGCUUUUGUAUUUGAGAAGUUAAACCUUGCGGUCACUCUCCAGUUUUGAAGGAGCUACAGUUGCUCUUUGUAGCCUGUUAAUGACUUACUGUGACUGACGUUUGCUCACAAAAUCAGCCCCAAACAUAAGACAUUUUGGAGUGACUCACCAAAUUCUCUUUAUGUAUGAUUUCACUGAAUGUAAAACUUUGAUUUUUAUGUUUAUUUUUUUAUGGACAUGAGGAAUGUUAAGGAUGCAUUGAUCUAUCAGCUGAAUGUCUUUAUCUGAUGAUUCUGGAUUUGUGGACUGAGAUCAGCAAACACGAUGGGUGGUGAAAAGAAAUUAUUCCCUUGAAUAAAAGAGGGAAGAAAUAGCAUCCUAAUGGAGACUCUUUGUAUAUCAGAGCAAACAUUUUGUCAUGUCUGUGCAAUCCUAACGCUCGCAUCAUACGAGGUUGAAUGUUAUGGUCUUUGCUGUGCAACAGAGCGAUCUGGACUGAUCAUGAAUGUAAAUCUGUGCUGCUAUGGUUUUGUAUGUAAAAUACCACUCUGUGCAACUGUUAGCUUUCACUUGUUGCUGUCUUUGCUAUUGUUGGAGUCAAUAUUACCCUUUUUUCUUUCCUUAUAUUUUAUUUUUUUAGACAAACCUGGUGUAACACUGUUUAAAUUGCUAUUAAAUUGUUAACUUUGGUCCAAAGGCCACAGGACUCUUUGGGGAACUCAAGAGUCCUUUAAAGUCACACAAAACGGGCUGAUAAAUGUGUACUUGUUUUGCAUGUGAUAAAUCAGUGAUCAUGCAAACCAAAGUGAAAUAUUUUGAUAAAUGUGUUAUCAUUUCUCUGGUUUUACCAUUUCUGCUGUCUGUGUCAGAGCUGGGGUCACACUCAGACACAUUCUCAGUGUUAGCAGUGAAAAAAAAAAGAUGUACACCUCUGGGUGUGAAAAGCAAAAGAUAACAUGAAGGGAACAAAUGCAGGGGGAUAAAGGUAUGUUUCCAUCAACAAUUACUGUAUUUUAUGACCUCAUUAAACAGAAGACUCAAACAAGCAGACCAGAGAACAUAUGUGAUGUUCAUGUGUGAGUCAUGUUCCUACAUAGUCCUGAUGCU